AUGGCGGUCGCCUCCAUCCAAGACCGAACCGCCGAGUUCAAGUCGGUGCUGGCGCAGGCCCAGCGUCGCCAAAAUGCCAGCAAAGUCUCGUCGCAGAGGAAAUCGCUCCUGAGCGACUCACAAAAAGCCGCCGCGAAUGGCGACGCGACACCCCGGCGAUCCGACUUUGCCAGGAAGGCGGCCGAGAUUGGGCGCAGCAUCUCUGCCACCAUGGGAAAGCUGGAGAAGCUGGCACAGCUUGCCAAGCGCCGCACGCUGUUUGACGACCGGCCCGUCGAGAUCAACGAGCUCACCUUUGUCAUCAAGCAAGACCUGUCCUCCCUCAACCAACAGAUUGGCGCCCUCCAGACGCUCUCGAAGCAGCAACAUCCAAAAGCGGACCAAGAAGGCGAGCACAACAAGAACGUCGUGUACCUGCUACAGGGCAAGUUGACGGACGUGUCGGUCAACUUCAAGGACGUGCUCGAGGAGCGGACAAGAAACAUUCAGGCGUCGAGGUCACGGACGGAAAACUUCAUCUCGUCGGUGUCGCAGCACGCGCAGCCGUCGAUGCAGCAGUCGGCGUCGCCGCUCUACGGCACCCCGAACCGGGCGUCGCCGGCGCCGGGGUCGGGGUCGGACACGCUCUCGCUGAACCCCGUGGGCGACCAACAGCUGAUGAUGAUGGAGGAGGCGCAGCCGACCAACACGUACAUCCAACAGCGGGGCGAGGCGAUUGAGUCGAUCGAGAAGACCAUCAGCGAGCUGGGCAGCAUCUUUGGGCAGCUGGCGACCAUGGUGUCGGAGCAGAGCGAGAUGAUCCAGCGCAUCGACGCCAACACGGAGGACGUGGUGGACAACGUCGAGGGCGCGCAGAGGGAGCUGCUCAAGUACUGGUCACGCGUGUCCAGCAACCGGUGGCUCAUUGCCAAGAUGUUUGGCGUGCUGAUGAUUUUCUUCCUGCUUUGGGUGUUGGUGUCGGGAUAG
Messenger RNA from Purpureocillium lilacinum, 966 nucleotides. Its product is annotated as cis-Golgi t-SNARE syntaxin. NCBI's taxonomy places the organism in Eukaryota, Fungi, Ascomycota, Sordariomycetes, Hypocreales, Ophiocordycipitaceae. The record is from RefSeq and is a predicted model, not a curated record. Gene Ontology annotation, biological process: endoplasmic reticulum to Golgi vesicle-mediated transport; vesicle fusion; intracellular protein transport. Gene Ontology annotation, cellular component: endomembrane system; Golgi membrane; SNARE complex. Gene Ontology annotation, molecular function: SNARE binding; SNAP receptor activity.